Messenger RNA from Gryllus bimaculatus (two-spotted cricket), 2513 nucleotides. The record is from the annotation of a GenBank genome assembly. NCBI's taxonomy places the organism in Eukaryota, Metazoa, Arthropoda, Insecta, Orthoptera, Gryllidae.
AUGGAGGCACAGAAUAGUACGUAUGGAGAAAGGAAACUUGGCGGCGGUUUGUUUAUUCUCCUGGAGCAGCCGAUGUUGCCUGGCCGCCAUAUUGACACGGAGAAAUCACGAUACUCGCACAUACGUUGCCAUCUUGUGGAAUGGAGAGAAGAGAAAGCCUAUGAAGGUGUGGGAGGAGGGAGAAUUGUUGUGGACGAUUAUUUCCUCUCUCAGAUUAUGGAUUACCACAAGAUAUCUGCUACACCCACGGAAUUUAGCUACUUUCAUAUGUCAUUCCCAUAUGUGCGAGACCGCCUGGCCGCCGCCCACGAGCAGCCGCUGGACGAGAGGAUCCCCGCCCAAGACGUGUACGGGCGCACAUACUGCCGCUUCCCCGAGACGUGACAAGCGCUCAUGAGUAUGGAUGACACUGAAGAACUAUGACAUAAUAUCAAAUUCUGAUAUACAUCAUGGAAGACAUUGCAACUCCAACUUGAAGGGCAUAUUAAGUAUUCACAUAUUGUACAAAACACAUCUGCAGAUUACCAUUUAACAGGCCUUCCACUGCCAAGUUUCACCACGAGGCCAAGCACUGAGAAGAAAAGGAAAGGAAACUAUAACAAAGAUAUAUAUAUAUAUAUAAAAAAUAUUAUACUACAUGGUUAGGUACUAAAUGUUUCCCAAAUUGUUGUACAGUAAAUUUACUAGUAAACCUAUCACAAUAAAUGCAAAUAAAGACACCUAAUUGUCAAAUUUAUUAUUAAAAUAUCCGUAAAACUGGAGCACAUUGAAUAUGUUAUACCUUUGGGUUUUCUUUUCAACUUUUGUCAAAUUAUACUAACAAGGUAGUUUCACCUGGUGGGAAUAAAAUAGGAUGAUUGUAAUAGAUUUACAUGACAGGACAAAAAAUGAUGGCCCUGAGAACAAGUAAAAUACUGUGGACACUAAAAUUUUAUUUCAAAAAAUGUAUGUAAAAGAGUAUGAAAUCAAGAAAACAAAUCCUGCAUUUACUCUAUUUUAUUUUCAAAAUAUGAAAUUUGGAAAGAAAAAAACUUUUAACAAACCUCAAUUAUUAGCAUGUUUCUGAUUUUCUGUCCUUUUGUAUAAUAUGAUCAAAUAUGCACUUUACAAAACAGAAUUCACUAAUGAAUUAAGAGAAAACUUCUAUCACUGUUGAUUAUUGCUUUGACAAAACAAAUGAUAACCGUUGUGAAGUCAUGUGCUUACAAAUGCACUGCACUAAUAGUUUGCUUCUGGCACUGUGAUUAAAAUGGAAACAUGUGUUAAUUUGUAAAAUGAAAUUUAUCUUGAACAUACUAAUUAAAUAUUUUAUUUCUAGUUAUUAAAAUAUUAUAAUUCCAGUUCCAAUACAUUUUUCAUGAAUUAACAGCAAAUUUAAAUACAAUACAUUUUAUGGUAAGAGCCAGAAUUUUUUUUUUAUAAAAUGUUAUAUUUACUUUUAUAAAAGAAUAUAUAAUUUAAUUAAGAUGAUUAGAAAAAAAUAAAGAUUAAUAUAAUUUAAUAAUAAAGAAUAUACUUCAUGAAAAGUCUAUCACUACAAUGGCAGCAGAGAUAGCAUCCUAUUUAUACAAUACAGGGAAAAUUCCUUUUGGUUCGCAGAGUGAGAUAUUUUGAAACUGAAAUGAAGCUACUUAAUAUGGGAGCAGACUCAUAUUAUAACUUUUUUUUAACUUGAUAAAUAAGAGAUGAAAUCUUUUUCAACUAUUGAAAAUAUAAUAUUAAUUUUGAUUCUGAUUAAUUUUGUGAAUUUUUUCAUACACUUUUAACAAUAAAAUUUAUGAUUCCUUAAUAUCUUACAUUUCUGAAGUCAAAAGUUCAUGUUGCAUUAUAAUUUUGAAUUCUUUUGAGCAAAUCUAGAUCCAUUAACCAACUCAAAGCAAGCGAGGUUCUCUUGUAGAAAGGAUAAAAACUCGGUUUGUUUAGUAGAUUAACUUUACUAACAAAUAAAAAUUACUCUAUUAAGUAAUUGGAGUACGUGAACAUGACAAUACAUGUUUUUGAAAUCAUAAAAUGCUUUCUAAACAUACUUCCUCAUAAAAUUUGGUUCAUAAAACCUAAGACUCCAUGAUAAUUCAAUUUUAAAAAAGCCAUUUUUUAUUAUUGAUUCAAUAUGUACUAUAUUCAGAUACAGCCAAACACAAAUUCAGUCACUGUGCCUAAGAGAUAUCUCAUCUUAAACUCCUCCCCUUCCAGAAAAUAUGUAGAACUGCAAAAGCAUACUUUCUUGUAUUACUUGAAUUGGUCAUGUAAUUUAUAAUGUAACUUGUGUCCUAAAACAUCAGCCAUCUCAUGAAAAACUCUCGUCUCUAAGAUUCUUAAAAAAUGUGUAUAAGAAAAUUAAAGUUUCAAUGAAAAUGAUAUCUGUGCUAAAGAAUACAGAGUAUUGUUAUUCCAUUACAAUAAUUACAUGCGAUUUUAAAACAAAUUUAAAAACAUUUUUGUGGAAAUUUUGUUUAUACAUUUUUGAAACAUUGCCAUGACUGUCCUCCAAAGUAUCCACAAUCUAUUAGUAC